This is a messenger RNA of Leptinotarsa decemlineata (Colorado potato beetle), 1787 nucleotides long. Its product is annotated as probable metabolite transport protein CsbC. The record is from RefSeq and is a predicted model, not a curated record. Lineage: Eukaryota; Metazoa; Arthropoda; Insecta; Coleoptera; Chrysomelidae. Gene Ontology annotation, molecular function: transmembrane transporter activity. Gene Ontology annotation, biological process: transmembrane transport. Gene Ontology annotation, cellular component: membrane.
ACCUAACAUACAUGAAUGACAAUACAGUGUUAUCAUUGCCACGUUAAAUAUAAUUCCUUGGUCAAUAUUGAAGAUACCAUUGGGGUAAAUAAAAAUUCCAUAAAAGAUAAUUCUAUCAAUAUAACGAUUAUAAUUUUGUUCAUAUUACCGAAGUUGAACUCGAAAGAGAUAUUUCUGAACGUAAUAAUGACACGAGCAGAAGAUCAAGACGAAGUCGUUUAUAAACCAACCACUGAGUCAGAACUCUUUCAAAAGUUAAAACCUCAAAAUGAAAAAAAGAAGGAUACUUGUUUAUUUUUAUACUUCACAUCAAUCGUUGUUAACUUGCUACCUCUCACGACUGGCAUGGCAGUAACAUGGACUUCUCCUGUCUCUCUGAAACUGCUGUCUUCUGAUCCAAUCAUUAACCCCUUAGGAAAACCAGUUACUACACUUCAAUUAUCAUUUAUCGGAUCUUUUCCUUCGUUAGGUGCUAUAAGUGGGCUAAUGUUAUUGGGGAGCUGUUUUGAUAUUUACGGACGGAAAAAAAUAAUGAUUGCACUAUCUUCGUUGCUGGCAGUUUCUUACAUAAUUCUUGCAUUUUCCACCAACAUCUACUUUUACUAUGCAUCGAUGGUGGCCAUAGGUCUAGCACUAGGAGUAGGAACAGCUGGAACAACAUUGUAUUGCAGUGAAAUAACAGAAGAUCACAACAGAUCAAAGUUCAUUUGCUUCAUUGGACUAUCAUUGCCACUGGGAAAUUUAUUGGCGUUUGUUCUAGGUCCUUUCUUCUCAGUCAAAGUAUUUUCGCUUAUGUGUUCUAUUCCCAGUUUUAUAUACUUUUUUUGUUUUUCAAUAAUUUUACCUGAAUCACCAGUUUAUCUGUUAUCUAAAGGAGAUGUAGAAAAUGCUAAAAAGGCUUUGACUGAAUUAAGAAAUAAAAGUUUGAAAGAAAUCGAGAAAGAAAUUGAAAUGAUUCAAUUUACUUUGAUGCAGAAUAUGAAGUCUGAAGAGAAAGGACUAGUUUAUCUGGUGAAGAAUAGGGCUUCGAGGAAGGCUUUCAUCAUUGCUGCAGUGAUGUUUUCAUUUUCACUGACAGGGGCACCUUCUAUAAUAGCAUUCCUGGAUCUCAUUUUCCAAGAAGCGGGAACCAAUAUAUCUGGAUUUGUGAGUACUAUCACGGUAGCACUAGUUCAAGUUAUUGGUUGUAUUGUUGCAUCCAUGAUUGUAGAAAAAUUUGGCAGAAGACAACUGAUGCUCACUUCCUCAAUUCUCUGCGGAAUACCGAUGUUUGCAAUCAGUCUAUUUUUUAAAAUGAAAUCAUAUAUUCCUUCCAUUACUGAGUCUCUCGGGUGGUUACCAGUGUUGAGUUUAGUUAUAUUCUUCAUUUUCUUUGUUAUUGGGUUGGGUAAUGUACCAAUGGUUUUCGUAAGUGAAGUUUUUCCAAAUAACGUGAAAUCUUUGGCAACAUCAAUAGUUAUAUCAACCAACUUUAUAGUAAUUGGCUUGACCCUAUUUUUGUUUCCGGUAAUUAUGGCAAAUUUUGGACUUGCUUGGAACUUCUUUGGAAUAGGAGGAAUGUGUAUUUUGAAUUUUGUAUUCAUUUACUGUGCCAUGCCUGAAACAAGGGGAAAAAGUAUAUUAGAAAUACAAGAUAUCCUGAAUGUAUAAUAGAAUCAUUAGUAUUAUUUCUUAUUCAAUUGUGAUCUAAUGAGUAUACUUACUGUAAGUGGUUUCAAAAUUUUUGAAUAUAUUCAGUUUGUUUACAAAUAUGAAUAAUGUGUACUGAAAAUGAAAACAAUAAAUGU